Engraulis encrasicolus (European anchovy) is the source of this 7920-nucleotide messenger RNA. RefSeq names its product ring finger and CCCH-type domains 1b (gene rc3h1b). The transcript has 20 exons. The record is from RefSeq and is a predicted model, not a curated record. Gene Ontology annotation, cellular component: cytoplasmic stress granule. The coding region runs from base 384 to 3731 and encodes 1115 amino acids. Gene Ontology annotation, biological process: nuclear-transcribed mRNA catabolic process, deadenylation-dependent decay; ubiquitin-dependent protein catabolic process; protein polyubiquitination. Gene Ontology annotation, molecular function: metal ion binding; mRNA binding; ubiquitin protein ligase activity. Lineage: Eukaryota; Metazoa; Chordata; Actinopteri; Clupeiformes; Engraulidae.
UUGUUUAACUUCUGCUGUUGGCAGUUUUUGUCAGCAACUCCCAGGAACUUCGGCAAGCGUUAACAUUACGGUCGAUAUGGCGACCCCAAAAAUAACGCGGCGUUUUCUUAAAAAUAGAUGAAGAUAGCCUCUAUUAUUUGAAGCAAGUGUCUUGUGUCACACCAUGUGAUGACCAUCUUCAAAGCAUCAGACAUUUUAAGAAUUAUAGGAAUAUUUUUGAUUCCAGUGGAAUCUAAUUUUCUUUCUUUGUAAAACAAACAGAAAAGGAUACAAAUCUGAGUCACGAGCCAACAGAGGCCCUUAUCUGUGACUCAGACAAUAAAUAAUAUAGAAACAAAACCCUCCCUUCCAUUUUUUUUUACAUGUAGACCACACCUGUUACAAUGCCAGUGCAAGCCCCACAAUGGACAGAGUUUUUGUUGUGUCCAAUAUGCACACAAACAUUCGAGGAAACCGUGCGCAGGCCCAUCAGUCUGGGCUGUGGACACACGGUUUGCAAGAUGUGCCUGAACAAGCUGCACCGGAAAGCCUGCCCAUUCGAUCAGACUGCUAUCAACACAGACAUCGAGCAGCUCCCAGUCAACUCGGCCUUGCUUCAACUGGUGGGGGGUCAGGUGCCAAAACUGCAACCUGUGGCCCUUAUUACCAAUCCAGAGGACACCAAGCACUACGAUGAGGCCCGCCAGUGUGUGGAAGAACUAGCCCUCUACCUCAAACCUCUCAGCAGCGUCAGAGGAGUGGGUCUCAGCAAUGCGGCCCAGAGCAUGCUCAGCCGGCCCAUGCAGCGCAAGCUGGUGACGCUGGUCCACUGUCAGCUGGUGGAGGAGGAAGGGCGGGUAAGGGCGAUGCGAGCGGCCCGGUCUCUGGGCGAGAGGACGGUCACGGAGCUCAUCCUCCAGCAUCAGAAUCCACAGCAGCUCUCGUCAAACCUCUGGGCUGCUGUGCGAGCCCGUGGCUGCCAGUUCCUGGGCCCAGCCAUGCAGGAGGAGGCCCUGAAGCUGGUGCUGCUAGCGCUGGAGGACGGCUCGGCUCUGUCCAGGAAGGUUCUGGUUCUGUUCGUGGUCCAGAGACUGGAGCCCCGCUUCCCACAGGCCUCUAAGACCAGCAUCGGCCACGUAGUUCAGCUGCUCUACCGAGCCUCCUGCUUCAAGGUAACAAAGCGUGAUGAGGACUCCUCGCUCAUGCAGCUGAAAGAGGAGUUUCGGACGUAUGAAGCUCUGCGUCGCGAGCACGACUCUCAGAUAGUGCAGAUUGCCAUGGAGGGUGGUCUGCGCAUCGCUCCUGACCAGUGGUCCUCACUACUGUACGGGGACCAGUCCCACAAGUCACACAUGCAGUCUAUAAUUGACAAGCUGCAGACCCCGGCGUCGUUUGCUCAGAGUGUUCAGGAGCUGACCAUCGCUCUGCAGAGGACAGGUGACCCAGCCAACCUCAACAGGCUCCGACCUCACCUGGAACUGCUGGCCAACAUUGACCCCAGCCCAGAUGCCCCUCCGCCCACCUGGGAGCAGCUGGAGAAGGGUUUGGUUGCUGUGAAGACCGUGGUCCAUGGGCUGGUGGACUUCAUCCAAAACCACAGCAAGAAGGGAACUGAUCAGCAACAGCCCCCACAACACAGCAAGUACAAGACAUACAUGUGCCGCGACAUGAAGCAGAAAGGGGGCUGUCCCAGGGGAGCAAGCUGCACCUUCGCCCACUCACAGGAGGAACUAGAGAAGUACCGCAAGAUGAACAAGCGUCUGGCAGCUCGAAUACCUGGUGUGCUGUUGCCUGAAGACGGGGUUCCCCUGGACGGGGUGCCGCGCAAAUCUUCUCCGCUGACCAAUGGGAUCGUGUCGGCCGGCUCUGGUGCCCAGCUGGUGUCUCGCAGCACUGACCCCGCCUACGACCUCGGGAUGCGGAAACCCAAAAUGGACAGCGCCCCGGGCUCGCCACCCGACUCGGUGGCGUCAGAGCACCUCCCGAUGCCCAAGCAGAUGCCCAUGGUGCCCAGGCCUCCACAGAUGUACCCCCAGCAGCAGACCGAGGUCUUCUACCAGGACACCCGAGCGCCACCAUCAGGCUCCCAGUAUGACCAGCCCCAGUACCAGCCAGGUAACCCCUACCCCUACCAACCUCCGUAUAUGACACCACGGUAUAUCCGAAACCCACCACCACCAAAUGACUCUACAGUACCCACCUACCAGGAUUCUUACAGUAACUACGUUCCCGAACGGCCUUACCCUCCGCCCCACUCUGGACCUGCCUUCUCCCAAGUAAGCACUCAUGGGUUCCCACCCCCACCCCACUACGACAGCCGUCGCCACACCCCUUACCCAGGGCACCCGCCACCCCAGCCCUUUGCUCCUCCGCGAGAUGAGAUGGUGAGGAUGAGCCCGGUGCCUGUGGACGGUCCCCCUGCAGGCAUGCCUCCUCCCCAGGGGGGCGCGCCCGGCUCCCUCUACCAUCCCGACGCCCGGGAGAGAUAUCCACCUGAGGGCUAUCCUCCUCCUGGACCCCAUCAUGGUCAGAUGCGGCAAUAUGUAAGGGAUCCUUACAGCCGCUCCCAACACAGCCUGGACUACCUGCACCGCAGGCGCAAGGAGAUCAUGGCUCAGCUGGAGGAGAGGAAGGUCAUCUCGCCCCCGCCCUUCGCGGCCUCCCCCACCCUUCCCCACUCUUUCCCCAAUGACUACCCACAGGAGGUGAGUGUCAUGCGUCCUGUCCUUGCGGGGGAAGGAGGCAGAAGAAGGGAAAAGCAGACGUACCUUGAGGAAAGCUCCAAACCCUUUGGAAAGGGGCGUGAGCAAGACUAUCCAGGUCAAUAUUCACCCUGGUCUUGCGAUACCAUAGGAUCUUACAUCGGCACCAAGGACCCCAAAACGAAAGACCUCAUGGGCCCUGUUGAGAUGAUGAGCGUGGAGGGGAAAACUCUGCGGGAGCCUCCUCUGGAAGCCCAGCGGCGUUCGGCUGAAGCCAAAGACGAUGAUCCCAUCAUCCCCUUCGGCUCCUUGCCCACCGUGUCCCGCUUCGGCGCCAUCUCCCGCACCUCCAAAACAGGAUACCAGACCACCGGCCCCGUGCAAGCCAUGGCAUCCUCACAAGGCACGGGACCCAAGCACAUGACCACUGCAGCGGAGUACUCCUAUGGAAAUCACGCUGCCUGGGGAGGGGCCUCCUACCCUCCACACCAGAACAUGGCUGCUCCUCAGGGACACUUCAGCGAGCGGCUGCCCAUGCCUCCCUCUGACCGAGAGCAGCUGAAGAUGGAGCUGCAGCAAGUCAAUCAGCAGAUCAGUCAGCAGACACAGGCCCGUGGCAUGGAGGCUGCCAGCAACUCGCUGCUGCUGCAGAGGGAGGCGAGCGCCCUGGCUGGCCAGCCGUCGGCCGCCAAGUGGGCCGCGGGGGACGCCGUGUCCAGCGAGCAGCUCAGUCUGGAGCUCCACCAUGUGGAGCGGGAGAUUGGCAAGAGGACCCGAGAGAUGGCCAUGGAGAGUCAGGUGGCCCACGAGUAUAAGCUGAAAGCCAGUGAGAACGGCCAGCCAGACCACAAGGCCCAGCUGGAAGAGUUGACCAUUGCUUUGGGAGAGGUGUCGAAUGGUUCCAGUAGCAUCGUGUCUGAGGCCAGUGUGGGUGGAACCAUGUUGUCACUCUCCAACAAGACAUCGUCACUCAGCUUAUGCUCUGGCGAUUCCACCCCAGCCACCGGAGCAGAGAUGCAGAAGAAUGGUGUGGUCCACUCUUGCUCGUAGACACCAACACCACCACCAAUGUGCACGUACACUCACACAUCGUACACACACACACACACUCACACACACACUCACACUCACAUACACACACACCGGGCUGCUUUUUUUCCUUUCCUAAGGGUGUAAAGCCAGAUGAAACCUGCAUCUUGACUAGGUCAGGAGCAGUGUGCAAUGGCAAAAGUAUACCCAUUAGUUACUAGCUACUGUGCAGGAAAGGGGAGUGCAGCUUUAAUUGUGGGUGUGGAUGAUCAUACACAGAGGAGCAUCAUGUUUCUUGUGUACAUACACAUGCAAACAGUCUUUGUACAUGCUGUUGUGCAUGCAACCACGUUAACACGGAGACACACACAUACACACUCAUUCUUUUUAUCCUGUUUUAUUUAGAAGAUGAGCAGUAUCUGCCGUGAUGAAUUUUCUUUCCUUUUUGUUCUGUGAAUGAGCUUUUUUUGUUUGUUUUGAAUGACUUGUCUUUGCCUGGAAACCAGAGCAUCUGAUUAUGCAUCCUGAAAAAAUACUCAAAAUGAAAGGCAAACCAGAAGAGCAUACAAAUUGCUUAAAAGGAAUGCAAUUUCCUAGUUUAACAAGACGAUGGUUAUAGGACGACCUCAGUAAUAUUCUCUGCCUUCACCAUUUACGUUUGGUGAAUGUCAACCUUAUUAUUAUUCAGUGCUUUUCAGCCAUUCUGCAUUCAUGUUGCUCUUUCUCUUUUCAACUAGCGACUCAGCAGAGGUGAUGUGAUGUGUGUUUGUAGGUGAAGCGACCCUUAAGAGACGUGCAGAUUCACUGUGAGAACAACCUGACCAGCCAGCCAUGUUGUAGCAUAGGAAUAAAACCCUCCUGUCAUUCCACUCUGAAAUGGACCUACCUGUACAUGUAAAAUGGAAGUAUCUUUUUAAUAUCUUAGCAAUAUUUAUAGAGGGUUUAAUUUGCGGUGUGGGAGUAUUAAUGAGACCAAACGUAAUUUAAUUUUGGUCCUGACGGACUUGGGGGAGGAUAUGAAGGAAAGCCACUAAGUUUCUCUUGUGUUCUUUUAUGUGCUGUCUGUCCUCUAGCCAGUUGAGGGCAGUUUUGAAAAAGAUCAUUUUUUAAAAACAUUUUAGUAAUCUGGAAUUUUGUGCUCUGUUUUAAAGAGUGCAAAAAAAAAGGGUUUUUGGCGCUUAACUCUUACUUCUUUUUUUCUUUCUUUCUUUUUUUUUCAUUUUGCAUGUCUCCCUCAAGUGCAUACACAUUUUCUGGGGUAUUUAAUGAAUGAAUCCCUGUGUUGCUCAGGUUGGAAUUCUGUGGUUCAGGUCAAACUAUUGUAUGUCGGAGGGUGUGCAGUUGUCUUUCCUCGGUAUGUCUGGAAUGCCAGGGUUUGUUAUAAUAUGGUCUGUUUGGAAACAUUCUCACCUGUGUCUCUUUUUAACUUCUAUGAAGUUGCAUUCUCAGUCCUGGUCAGGUGUGCCGGUUUAGGUCUCUCACAUCACCUCUGCACUGAACUCAAGAGGGGGCGUUUCUACAACAUGUAAGGUCACUUGCUGAAUUGCAGAGGCCAGAAUCACAUUACAUUUUCCCACUUAAUUUGUAAGAAAAAAGCACAUGAACAUAGGUUACUGUUUUGUUUUUAAUAUCAUCACCGUGUGCAUAUUUGGCUCACUAUUGAUAGUACCCACUGAGAUUUUAACUUGCAUUCACCUUGUGUAUUUUAACACCUAUGAAUCCACUGACUGUUUAACGAGGCCAGCUUAGGUCGGUCGGUUUACUUUAAAGAUCACGACUAGCUGAAGUCUUCCUUGAGUGAUGACGUUCUUCACGUGACCUAAAUUUUUUAGUCUCUUGAGACCGAUGGAUAAUGAGCUCCUUUUUGGGCGCGACCUUUGGAAGAGUGUGUGCCGUGUUGUUUGCUUGUCUUUUGUCUUGUAUCCAAGUCACAAUUUAGUAGGCCAUCAUUAUGAAUGAUCAUGUUUAUUGCCCAAAGCUCUUAACAGAGCACAUAACCCUUAAGAUUGUCUCCAAAAUUAUAAAAGAGCCACCAAACAUUACCAUGUUGAUGGUGAAUUGUUUUUGCAGACAAUCGUGUUGGGGGGUGUGCUGUGUUCACUGGCUUCAGUUGACACAUUAAUCCUGCACAUCUGCUUUACUCCACCUACUCUGCCUGCUCUGUACGUCGUCUGAAAUUCUCUUGGCUGUGCCGCUUCCACUUCCACUCUUUCGCUAGACGACUGACUGACUCCCCUGGCCCUUUCUUAGCCUCUUCUGAAAAGAGCCUCAAAGGGAUGCUGGCUUUUCAAAACUGUUGCUGUCACCGAUGGAGAGGGGGGAGUUGGGAAACUAGCCCUGCCCUCUUUUUUUGUUUCUUCACCUGUACUAGCCUCCAAGGCUUUCUGCUGUGUUUGAUGUGUAGGUACAUACACUUUUAUAUACACACACAUAUAAUGAUAUACUUAGCACUAUUAUGUGCCACCUCUUUUAUCCACUCAAUCAGCAUUUAUAUUAAAUGAUCUCUACACAAAAAACAGCUACAUGUUUUUCUGGUUGCGAAAACACAAAGCUUAUCCUUUCUCAGUCAAAGGAGUCUCGUGCCAGGAUGACAUGGUGUGCUUUUUAAACUUGUUUUGUGUUCAAACAAAAAUAAAAGAAGAAAAGAAAAACUUAAGCGUCACUGUACACUUCACUAGAAGAUUAGACCGUUAAAAAAAAAGAGGCAGUAGCAAGCAAGUGUACCUGUUGGUGCAUCACAUGGCUAUCCUGACCGUGUCUUCUGAGCUAUGUGGGACAGGUGGAGGUGCAUUUAGGGCUGGGUGCUGGGCAUUUUUCGCCCGCCUCGGAGGAGGGGGUAGGGAAGGGGGGCUAUGGUCGGAUGGAGUCCUUGCUGAAAAAGUUUCCUUGUUGCAGAUUAGUGUUGGAGUGAGACUUGCAUGUCUGCUCUUGACUGCAUGCAGUAUUUCCUCAUGUGGCAGUCAUGUUGAUCUCUCUUGCCAAACUGAGAACAUUUUAAGAGCUGAAUGGGCAUGUCCUCCAAAUUUUUUUCCUCUUUGUUUCGGGAUUUUGCAUCACUGUUGUUGAGCAAAAAGCAGUAGCAUGAUUAGCUUUCAGUGGUUUUAGGUAAAAAAUAAAUAAAUAGCUAGAACGGUUUAAAUAAAAUUAAAAAAUAAAAACCUUCACAGAGCACCUUUUAUCAUACCAGCGUCUGGCUGGUUAUUGGAUCCUCUGUGUCAUUGUCUUGGGUGAGUUUGAUCUUCACCGCCGUGCACAUUUACAAAUGGAGCGCUGCCUAGUGGACAUAAUGCUUUUAUUUUAAACUCGUUUAUGUGGGAACGUGCUGUCUGUAUGUAUCUGUUGGCAAAUUGCCAUUUUGCUUGGGUGCCUAGUUUUGUUUCUUCUCUCGUUAACAUCAGUGAUCUCACUGAGUAAUUAUACUUGCUGUGAUUUUUGUAUGUUGUUUUACAAGUUAAAUUAUGUUGACCAUCUUCAAGUAGCAUCAGAAAAACGUAGAAGACCCCGUACAAUGCACAUGAUGUUAACAGCUUUUGUGCAUGUGUUUUUGCUACAGAGACCGAUUGUGUUAAUAUGGUUUCUCUGGUAAAGGGUUGGUUUCAAAUGGAUGAUAUUCAUUUCUUUCCUUGGAUGUUGUUUGUUUUGAGCGAACCUGGUGAAUACACACAAUACAGAUAAAAGAUCUCAUCCGCACCCAGUAACACUUAUAUGGCUGUGUUGAUUUUCAGUUUAUUCCUAACUUUGGGAAAUGUAAUGGCUUUUUUAAUGAUUACUACAAAGUUGUCUUGUUAAAAAUAUCUCUUAAAUUAAGGUACAGGUUUGAUUUCAACAAGGAAAGAUUUUUAUAUAUAAAUAUAUAUUAUACUCCAUUAAGGAAUGUUUAGAACCAUCUUACUCCAAUGUGGAUGUAGCCAUUAUUACGCCAUUUUAUGACUUUGUAAAAGAAUUCACUGUGUGAAAAUUGGUUUGCAUUUUUGUAUAAUACAAUCUGCUUCUUGUUAGAAAGGAGAAGGAGGCUAAACAGGAUGUUUGGAGACAUGAAAAAACCUGUGACUUUAAGACGAAAAAUGUAACUUGUGUAAAACAGUGAUUCUAAACUGAGAUGGAUGGAUAAAUGGUAUUGAUAAUACUGCCUUGGUAUUGUUUUUUUCUUCUGUGUGUAUAAGUUUGCAUUCAAUGACGCUGCUCCAUGUUAUUAAAAUAUCUCAGUUCA